This is a messenger RNA of Engraulis encrasicolus (European anchovy), 16292 nucleotides long. RefSeq names its product periaxin (gene prx). Gene Ontology annotation, cellular component: nucleus; cytoplasm. The coding region runs from base 451 to 14802 and encodes 4783 amino acids. Gene Ontology annotation, molecular function: protein binding. The record is from RefSeq and is a predicted model, not a curated record. The transcript is spliced from 7 exons. Gene Ontology annotation, biological process: regulation of RNA splicing; peripheral nervous system myelin maintenance. NCBI's taxonomy places the organism in Eukaryota, Metazoa, Chordata, Actinopteri, Clupeiformes, Engraulidae.
AGAGAGAGAGAGAGAGAGAGAGAGAGAGAGAGAGAGAGAGAGAGAGAGAGAGAGAGAGAGCAAUUUGGGGAAAUUGGAGGGGCCCAUAGCAGUUGCCCGCCUUUGCCUCUAGUGUAUAACCGGCCCUGCAGGUAGUGAGACAGGGGAAGUAGUAGGACACCCAUGCGGCUGCAUUCUCAGGCAUCUGGCAGUCCACAUGGUAUCAGUCCACUGUAGGCUCCUCUCUAUGGAGGGCUAUGGGGAGUGCUGCUCUGAGCGUCCUGCGGUGUCUACACCGUAACCUCUACCAUGCGGAGACCACUUGACCCCAGUCGAGUCUUUACUAUCCUCACUCCAGGCAGACCUCACCAGGAUUUACUUCCAUGCAUCAAUAGAAUGGACUAGGACUAGAACGAAACGUGACGCGACGCACAACGAAGUACCGCACCUCCUGCUUGUUCUGGGUUCAAAAUGAACAAUCCUGACGCUGACAGAGAACUGGAAGAAAGUCAUGGUUAUUCACAGACCAGGGAAUCAGCAGUAAAAGACAAAAGGCGGUCCCCCCCCUCGGACAGGACUCCCACUGUUCUUCACGCAAACCCCCAUCAGAGCCUCUGUGCUGAGGAGCAGGAGAGCCCAGAGAGAGUGGAGCAGAAAGAGAGACUCCAUGCAGAGCUGAAACAGGUCCUGAGCCUGAAGAGAAGCCAGUUGAGAGAAACAUCAUCUUCUACACAAACAGAAAUGGACAGCUCACCGGAGAGAAGCUUCACGCAGGAGGUGGAGGAGAAGGCAGCGACCUCUAAGCUGGUUGAGGUUGUCGUGGAAACAGAAGCUGAGGCAGGGGCGAGUGGAUACAGCGUGACAGGAGGAGAGAGGGGCAUAUUUGUCCAGGAGGUCCUGAGAGAUUCUACAGCAGCUAAACAUUUGAACCUCCAGAAAGGUGACCAGCUGCUCAGUGCUAGAGUCUACUUCGAUAAUGUGAAAUAUGAGGAUGCGCUGAAGAUUUUGCAGUGUGCAGAACCUUACAAAGUCUCUUUCUUCCUGAAGCGCACCAUCCCUCGCAGCGAUGUCACUGUGCAUCCAGGUGCAGCCACCGCUGACCUCAAAGGACCCAAAGCCAAAAUGCAAAGAAUGAGUGUCAAAGGCCUCAAAUCCUUCAAGGCAAAGAAAACAAGGGGCGGACGAUUCGGAUUAAAAAGGCUAAAGGAGAACAAACAGGCCAGAGCAGAAACAGAGGAGGAUAUCGAGGGAUCACCAAGGAAGCUUGAUCUGGCACCAGUCGAUGUGGAAUUCGCUUUCCCCAAAUUCAGACUAAAGAAAGGUGGCAAGACGGGGGCAGCCGGGGGGGCAGAGGGGGCCACAUCCUUGGGCAGAAAGAAGAGCAAGAUCAGAUUUCCCCGGAUGAGAGUAAAACAUGCAGCAGGAGUGGAAGGCCACGCUGACAUUGAUGUGGCAACACCUCAUGGGGAGGCAGACAUCUCUGGAGAAAAGCUCAAGGCAAAGGGAAAGGGGGACAGAUUUGGAAUAACAAUUCCCAAAACCAAAAAAGCAAAAGUGGACCUUCUUCCCUCGUCACAGGAAUCUCUGGAGGUAUCGGGUGGAUUGGCAUCGGGGAAGGCGGGAAGAGGAUCUGCCGAGCUGGACGCUGGCUCAGGGGCCAAGCUGAAGAUGCCGAAAUUAAAGCUUCCCAAGGUUAGGCUUUCCCGUAACUCAGAUGACACAGAUGGAACGGACAGCACUGAGCCGGAACAGUCAGAAUACCCAUUUCACAAAAUGAAAGUCAAAAUGCCGUCAGUUGACGUUACAGGUCCCAAAGGGGGUGUUACUAUUUCUGGUGGGAAGGCUGAAGCUCAAGGAGACCUAACCGUUAAAGGUCUGCAGUCAGGGAUAAAGCUGCCAACUGUUGACAUUGUGGUCCCAAAGCCAGACGUUGAUCUGCAUCUCCCAAAAGCAAAGGGAUCCGUGGACUUGCACGGUAAAGCGUCCGGUGAAAUGAAGGGUGAUGAAAUUGAUGGAACAUUUCUGUCAGGGGCUGGGAUAAAAGUAUCAGAAAUUUCCCUUCCAAAACCACCCAAAGUCACAGGAACGGUCAACAUACCUGACGUAGACAUUUCUGUACCAAACAUGCCACAGGUAGACACGUCACUGCCAAAGGGCAGACUAGAGGGAGAUGUGCACUACAACACUGAAUCAAUUGCCGGAGGAAGAAUCAAAAUGCCAGGAGUAGAUGUCACUCUUCCCUCUGUAACAUUUGACGGUAAAGCUAAAUCAAAAGAGCUUGACCUUGAUGCAAAGGGGGGGAAACGUGACAUGUCAUCAGCAGAUAUCACUCUUCCUAAAAUGCCAGACAUAAACGUCAAUGUUGACAUGCCAAAAGAUUCCUUUGAUGCUGAGGGGGGAUGGGUGGAGGUUAAGAGCAAAAAGAAGAGGGCUUCAAGAAAGCUCAAAAAGCUUUCGUCUAUGGAGGGUCCUGAAAUCGAAGGUGGAAAUAUGCCAUCAAUUGACAUAACCCUUCCUAAAGGAAACACAGAGGUGGACUUUGAUGUUGAUGCAAAGGCAACGGGUGGUAAAUUUAAGAUGCCCUCAUUUCAUGCUUCUCUUCCCAAGAUGUCUUCAGAGGCUGGAAUUGAGGUUGAAGGACCUGGCCUAUCAGGUGGACGGAUAAAAAUGCCAUCAAUGAACAUAUCACUCCCCAAAGGAAGCUUCGAAGGUGACAUAGCAGACGUUUCUGAAGAGGGAAAUUUUAAAAUGCCCCAAAUGGAUGUUUCAUUACCUGAAAUGGAAAUGCACGGGGGUACCAUGCCAUCAGUUGAUAUUUCACUUCCCAGACCCAGUGCAGAGGAAGAUUUUGAUGUCAAAGGCAAAGGAAAACUGGGGAAGGUUAAGAAGCCUAAAUGUGAUAUUUCACUUCCAGAGAUGAACACUCCAGAAGGCCACAUUGACAUUCAGGGUCCUGAUGUCAAGGGUGGAAAGUUUACCAUGCCAUCAAUAGAUUUCUCUCUUCCAAAAGGACGUUAUGAGGGAGAUGGUGAAAUAAAUGUUGAAGGUCCUGAAAUCAAGGGUGGAAAAUUCCAAGGAUGGAAAAUGCCAUCUCUAGAUGUUACUUUCCCAAAAGGAAAAGCAGAGGGAGACAUUGAUGUAGAUUUGGAUGCCAAAACAAAAGGUGGCAAAUUCAAGAUGCCAACAUUUGAUGUUUCACUACCAAAAGUCAAAGGCAGAGAGGCAGAAAUUGACGUAGAGGGCCCAGAAAUAAAGGGUGGAAAAUUCGCAAUGCCAUCAAUAGAUCUUUCCCUCCCUAAGGGCCAAGCUGCUGGAGACCUUGAUGUAGAUUUGGAUGCCAAAGCAAAAGGAGGCAAAUUCAAGAUGCCCACAUUUGAUGUUUCACUUCCCCACCUUAAAACUCCAGAGGGUGAAAUGAAUGUUGAAGGUCCUGAAAUCAAGGGCGGAAAAUUUAAAAUGCCAUCGCUAGAUGUUUCUUUCCCAAAAGGAAAAGCAGAGGGUGAUGUUGAUGUAGAUUUGGAUGCCAAAACAAAAGGUGGCAAAUUCAAGAUGCCAACAUUUGAUGUUUCACUACCAAAAGUCAAAGGCCCAGAGGGAGAAAUUGACGUUGAGGGCCCAGAAAUAAAGGGUGGAAAAUUAAAAAUGCCAUCAAUAGAUCUUUCCCUUCCUAAGGGCCAAGCUGCUGGAGACCUUGAUGUAGAUUUGGAUGCCAAAGUAAAAGGAGGCAAAUUCAAGAUGCCAACAUUUGAUGUUUCCUUUCCACACUUGAAAACUCCAGAGGGUGAAAUGAAUGUUGAAGGUCCUGAAAUCAAGGGCGGAAAAUUUAAAAUGCCAUCGCUAGAUGUUUCUUUCCCAAAAGGAAAAGCAGAGGGUGACGUUGAUGUAGAUUUUGAUGCUAAAGCAAAAGGAGGCAAAUUCAAGAUGCCCACAUUUGAUGUUUCACUACCAAAUUUCAAAGGCCCUGAGGGAGAAAUUGACAUUGAGGGGCCUGAUGUCAAAGGUGGUAAAUUCAACAUGCCAAUAGUAGAUAUAUCCUUUCCAAAAGGACAAGGUGACGGAGAAGUUGAUGUUGAUUUUGAUGCCAAAGCAAAAGGAGGCAAAUUUAAGUUGCCCACAUUUGACGUUUCACUACCAAAAUUCAAAGGCCCAAAGAGAGAAAUUGACAUUGAAGGCCCUGAUGUCAAGGGUGGUAAAUUCAACAUGCCAUCAGUAGAUAUGUCCCUCCCAAAAGGAAACGCAGAGGGAGAACUUGAUGUUGAUUUGGACGCAAAAGGAGGCAAAUUCAAGAUGCCCUCAUUUGACGUAUCACUGCCCAAAUUUAAAGGCCCUGAGGGAAAUGUUGACAUUGAAGGACCUGAUGUCAAAGGCAGUAAAUUUAAUAUGCCAUCAAUAGAUAUUUCCUUCCCAAAAGGAAAAGGUGAGGUAGAUGUUGACAUGGAUUUGGAUGCCAAAGCAAAAGGAGGAAAAUUCAAGAUGCCCACAUUUGAUGUUUCACUUCCAACAUUCAAAGGCCCAGAGGGAGAAAUUGACAUUGAGGGCCCAGAAGUAAAGGGUGGAAAAUUCAAAAUGCCAUCAAUAGAUCUUUCCCUUCCUAAGGGACAAGCUGCUGGAGACCUUGAUGUAGAUUUGGAUGCCAAAGCAAAAGGAGGCAAAUUCAAGAUGCCAACAUUUGAUGUUUCCCUUCCUCACUUGAAAUCUCCAGAGGGUGAAAUAAAUGUUGAAGGUCCUGAAAUCAAGGGUGGAAAAUUUAAAAUGCCAUCGCUAGAUGUUUCUUUCCCAAAAGGCAAAGCAGAGGGUGACAUUGAUGUAGAUUUGGAUGCUAAAACAAAAGGAGGCAAAUUCAAGAUGCCAACAUUUGAUGUUUCACUACCAAAAUUCAAAGGUCCUGAGGGACACGUUGACAUUGAAGGCCCUGAUGUCAAAGGAGGUAAAUUCAACAUGCCAUCAAUAGAUAUUUCUCUCCCAAAAGGAAAAGCAGAGGGAGAACUUGAUGUUGAUUUGGAUGCAAAAGGAAGCAAAUUCAAGAUGCCCACAUUUGACGGGUCCCUGUCCAAAUUUAAAGGACCUGAGGGAAAUGUUGACAUUGAAGGUUCUGAAUUCAAAGGUGGAAAAUUCAGCAUGCCAUCAAUAGAUAUUUCCCUCCCUAAAGGAAAAGCAGAGGGGGAACUUGAUGUUGAUUUGGAUGCCAAAGCAACAGGAGGCAAAGUCAGCAUGCCAACAUUCGAUGUGUCACUUCCAAAGCACUUCCAGAGUGCUGCAGAGAGAAACUUUGACAUCAAAAGCGCAAAAUUAAACAUGCCAUCAAUUAACCUUUCCCUCCCAAAGGGCAACCUUGAGGGUGAUCUUGAUGCCUCCCUUCCAAAAAUGAAAACACCUGAAGGAGGAAUAAAGAUUGAGGGACCAGACAUCAAAGGAGGAAAAAUCAAUAUGCCAAGAAUUGACAUGCCAAACAUUGACAUAUCUGUCCCAGAAGGAAAACUAGAUGGACAUGUUAAGAUCAAGAAAGGGAAAUUCAAGAUACCAAAAGUUGGUAUAUCAUUGCCAAAAAUGAAAAAGCGAGAAAAGGGGAUGAAAAUUAAAGGGCCAGCGAUCACUGUACCCACAGGAGGUGCUGAGAUAGAUGUUGGAAUGGAUGGGAAAGGUAAAAGCAAAAUUGAAAUUCCCACAGCUGAUUUCUCACUACCAAAAAUAAAAAAGACAGAAGUGGAGAUUUCUCUACCUUCCGCCAAUGUAGAAGGAGAUAUGGACCUGGACGGCAAAGGAUCUGGAGGUAAAAUCAAAAUACCCACAGUUGAUGUCUCUCUACCACAUUUGAAGACUGCAGAGGGUAAAAUUAACAUUGAGGGUCCAGAGUUCAAAGGUGGAAAAUUCAACAUGCCAUCAAUAGAUAUGUCCCUCCCAAAAGGACAAGCUGGAGGAGAACAUGAUGUAGACUUGGAUGCCAAAGCAAAAGGAGGCAAAUUUUCAAUGCCCACAUUUGAUGUUUCGCUUCCAAAGUUCAAAGGGCCAGAGGGAAACGUUGAUAUUGAAGGCCCUAAUGUCAAAGGAAGUAAAUUCAACAUGCCAUCAAUAGAUAUUUCACUCCCUAAGGGAAAAGCAGAGGGGGAACUUGAUGUUGAUUUGGACGCAAAAGGAGGCAAAUUCAAGAUGCCGUCAUUUGACGUAUCAUUGCCCAAAUUUAAAGGCCCCGAGGGAAAUGUUGACAUUGAAGGACCGGAUGUCAAAGGAGGUAAAUUCAACAUGCCCACAUUUGAUGUGUCACUUCCAAAGUUCAAAGGUCCAGAGGGAAAUAUUGAAAUUGAGGGUCCUGAUGUGAAAGGAGGUAAAUUCAACAUGCCAUCAAUAGAUAUUUCCCUUCCAAAAGGAAAAGCUGGAGGAGAUAUUGAUGUGGAUUUGGAUGCCAAAGCAAAAGGAGGCAAAUUUUCAAUGCCAACAUUUGACGUCUCUCUCCCUAAAUUCAAAACUCCAGAGGGACACAUUGACAUUGAAGGUCCUGAUGUCAAAGGAGGUAAAUUGAACAUGCCAUCAAUAGAUAUUUCCCUUCCUAAGGGAAAAGCAGAGGGAGAACUUGAUGUAGAUUUGGAGGCCAAAGCAAAAGCUGGCAAAUUCAAAAUGCCAACAGUAGAUGUUUCCUUGCCAAAACUGAAGAAACCAGAUAUUGACAUUGAGGGUCCUGAACUCAAAGGUGGAAAAUUCAACAUGCCAUCAAUAGAUAUUUCCCUUCCUACGGGAAAGGCUGGAGGAGAUAUAGAUGUUGAUCUGGAUGCCAAAGCAAAAGGAGGAAAAUUCAAGAUGCCCACUUUAGAUGUUUCUCUGCCAAAAUUCAAAACUCCUGAGGGACACGUUGACAUUGAAGGCCCUGGUGUCAAAGGUGGAAAAUUCAACAUGCCUUCAAUAGAUAUUUCCCUUCCAAAAGGAAAAGCUGGAGGAGAUAUUGAUGUGGAUUUGGAUGUCAAUGCCAAGGGAGGCAAAUUCAAGAUGCCCACAUUUGACGUGUCAAUGCCCAAAUUUAAAGGCCCCGAAGGAAAUGUUGACAUUGAAGGUCCUGAAUUCAAAGGAGGUAAAUUCAACAUGCCAUCGAUAGAUAUUUCCCUUCCGAAAGGAAAAACUGGAGGAGAUGUUGAUGUUGAUCUGGAUGCCAAAGCAAAAGGAGGAAAAUUGAAGAUGCCCAAAUUAGACGUUUCUUUCCCGAAGUUCAAAACUCCUGAGGGAAAUGUUGACAUUGAGGGUCCUGAUGUCAAAGGUGGUAAAUUCAACAUGCCAUCAAUAGAUAUUUCCCUUCCAAAAGGAAAAGCAGAGGGGGAACUUGAUGUGGAUUUGGAUGCCAAAGGAGGCAAAUUCAAAAUGCCCACAUUUGAUGUGUCACUGCCCAAAUUUAAAGGCCCUGAGGGAAAUGUUGACAUUGAAGGGCCUGAAUUCAAAGGAGGUAAAUUCAACAUGCCAUCGAUAGAUAUUUCCCUUCCGAAAGGAAAAACUGGAGGAGAUGUUGAUGUUGAUCUGGAUGCCAAAGCAAAAGGAGGAAAAUUCAAGAUGCCCAAAUUAGACGUUUCUCUCCCGAAGUUCAAAACUCCUGAGGGAAAUGUUGACAUUGAGGGUCCUGAUGUCAAAGGUGGUAAAUUCAACAUGCCAUCAAUAGAUAUUUCCCUUCCAAAAGGCAAAGCUGGAGGAGAUAUUGAUGUGGAUUUGGAUGCCAAAGCAAAAGGAGGCAAAUUUUCAAUGCCCUCAUUUGACGUAUCAUUGCCCAAAUUUAAAGGCCCGGAGGGAAAUGUUGACAUUGAGGGUCCUGAAAUCAAAAGUGGAAAAUUCAACAUGCCAUCAAUAGAUAUUUCCCUUCCAAAAGGCAAAGCUGGAGGAGAUAUUGAUGUGGAUUUGGAUGCCAAUGCCAAGGGAGGCAAAUUCAAGAUGCCCACAUUUGACGUAUCAAUGCCCAAAUUUAAAGGGCCCGAAGGAAAUGUUGACAUUGAAGGCCCUGAAUUCAAAAGUGGAAAAUUCAACAUGCCCUCAAUAGAUAUUUCCCUUCCCAAAGGAAAAGCUGGAGGAAAUGUUGAUGUGGAUUUGGAUGCCAAUGCCAAAGGAGGCAAAUUCAAGAUGCCCACAUUUGAUGUAUCAAUGCCCAAAUUUAAAGGCCCAGAGGGAAAUGUUGACAUUGAGGGACUUGAUGUCAAAGGAGGUAAAUUCAACAUGCCCACAUUUGAUAUGUCACUUCCAAAGUUCAAAGGUCCUGAGGGAAAUAUUGACAUUGAAGGUCCUGAUGUCAAAGGAGGUAAAUUCAACAUGCCAUCAAUAGAUAUUUCCCUCCCAAAAGGAAAAGCUGGAGGAGAUAUUGAUGUGGAUUUGGACUCAAAAGCAAAAGGCGGCAAAUUCAAGAUGCCAAAAGUAGAUGUUUCCUUGCCAAAACUGAAGAAACCAGAUAUUGACAUUGAAGGCCCUGAACUCAAAGGUGGAAAAUUCAACAUGCCAUCAAUAGAUAUUUCCCUUCCUACGGGAAAGGCUGGAGGAGAUAUAGAUGUUGAUUUGGAUACCAAAGCAAAAGGAGGCAAAUUUAAGAUGCCCACUUUAGAUGUUUCUCUGCCAAAAUUCAAAACUCCUGAGGGACACGUUGACAUUGAAGGCCCUGAUGUCAAGGGAGGUAAAUUCAACAUGCCAUCAAUAGAUAUUUCCCUUCCAAAAGGCAAAGCUGGAGGAGAUAUUGAUGUGGAUUUGGAUGCCAAUGCCAAGGGAGGCAAAUUCAAGAUGCCCACAUUUGAUAUGUCAUUGCCCAAAUUUAAAGGGCCCGAGGGAAAUGUUGACAUUGAAGGCCCUGAAUUCAAAAGUGGAAAAUUCAACAUGCCAUCAAUAGAUAUUUCCCUUCCAAAAGGAAAAGCUGGAGGGGAUAUUGAUGUGGAUUUGGAUGCCAAUGCCAAAGGAGGCAAAUUCAAGAUGCCCACAUUUGACGUAUCAAUGCCCAAAUUUAAAGGCCCAGAGGGAAAUGUUGACAUUGAGGGACCUGAUGUCAAAGGAGGUAAAUUCAACAUGCCCACAUUUGAUAUGUCACUUCCAAAGUUCAAAGGUCCUGAGGGAAAUAUUGACAUUGAAGGUCCUGAUGUCAAAGGAGGUAAAUUCAACAUGCCAUCAAUAGAUAUUUCCCUCCCAAAAGGAAAAGCUGGAGGAGAUAUUGAUGUGGAUUUGGACGCAAAAGCAAAAGGCGGCAAAUUCAAGAUGCCAAAAGUAGAUGUUUCCUUGCCAAAACUGAAGAAACCAGAUAUUGACAUUGAAGGCCCUGAACUCAAAGGUGGAAAAUUCAACAUGCCAUCUAUAGAUAUUUCCCUUCCUACGGGAAAGGCUGGAGGAGAUAUAGAUGUUGAUUUGGAUACCAAAGCAAAAGGAGGCAAAUUUAAGAUGCCCACUUUAGAUGUUUCUCUGCCAAAAUUCAAAACUCCUGAGGGACACGUUGAAAUUGAAGGCCCUGAUGUCAAGGGAGGUAAAUUCAACAUGCCAUCAAUAGAUAUUUCCCUUCCAAAAGGCAAAGCUGGAGGAGAUAUUGAUGUGGAUUUGGAUGCCAAUGCCAAGGGAGGCAAAUUCAAGAUGCCCACAUUUGAUAUGUCACUGCCCAAAUUUAAAGGGCCCGAGGGAAAUGUUGACAUUGAAGGCCCUGAAUUUAAAAGUGGAAAAUUCAACAUGCCAUCAAUAGAUAUUUCCCUUCCAAAAGGAAAAGCUGGAGGAGAUAUUGAUGUGGAUUUGGAUGCCAAUGCCAAAGGAGGUAAAUUCAAGAUGCCCACAUUUGACGUAUCAAUGCCCAAAUUUAAAGGCCCAGAGGGAAAUGUUGACAUUGAGGGACCUGAUGUCAAAGGAGGUAAAUUCAACAUGCCCACAUUUGAUAUGUCACUUCCAAAGUUCAAAGGUCCUGAGGGAAAUAUUGACAUUGAAGGUCCUGAUGUCAAAGGAGGUAAAUUCAACAUGCCAUCAAUAGAUAUUUCCCUCCCAAAAGUAAAAGCUGGAGGAGAUAUUGAUGUGGAUUUGGACGCAAAAGCAAAAGGCGGCAAAUUCAAGAUGCCAAAAGUAGAUGUUUCCUUGCCAAAACUGAAGAAACCAGAUAUUGACAUUGAAGGCCCUGAACUCAAAGGUGGAAAAUUCAACAUGCCAUCAAUAGAUAUUUCCCUUCCUACGGGAAAGGCUGGAGGAGAUAUAGAUGUUGAUUUGGAUACCAAAGCAAAAGGAGGCAAAUUUAAGAUGCCCACUUUAGAUGUUUCUCUGCCAAAAUUCAAAACUCCUGAGGGACACGUUGACAUUGAAGGACCUGAUGUCAAAGGAGGUAAAUUCAACAUGCCAUCAAUAGAUAUUUCCCCCACUAAAGGCAAAGCUGGUGGAGAUAUUGAUGUGGAUUUGGAUGCCAACGCCAAGGGAGGCAAAUUCAAGAUGCCCACAUUUGAUGUGUCACUGCCCAAAUUUAAAGGGCCAGAGGGAAAUGUUGACAUUGAAGGUCCUGAAUUCAAAGGUGGAAAAUUCAACAUGCCCUCAAUAGAUAUUUCCCUCCCAAAAGGAAAAGCUGGAGGAGAUAUUGAUGUGGAUUUGGAUGCCAAUGCCAAAGGAGGCAAAUUCAAGAUGCCCACAUUUGAUGUGUCACUGCCCAAAUUUAAAGGGCCCGAUGGAAAUGUUGACAUUGAAGGUCCUGAGAUCAAAGGAAGGAAAUUUAACAUGCCAUCAAUAGAUAUUUCCCUCCCUAAAGGAAAAGCAGAGGGAGAACUUGAUGUUGAUUUGGAUGCAAAAGGAGGCAAAUUCAAGAUGCCAACAUUUGAUGUCUCAUUGCCCAAAUUUAAAGGACCUGAGGGAAAUGUUGACAUUGAAGGGCCUGAAUUCAAAGGCGGUAAACUCAAUAUGCCAUCAAUAGAUAUUUCCCUCCCGAAAGGAAAAGCUGGAGGAGAUAUUGAUGUUGAUUUGGAUGCCAAAGCAAAAGGAGGAAAAUUCAAGAUGCCAACAGUGGAUGUUUCUUUGCCAAAACUGAAGAAACCAGAAGGUCAUAUUGACAUUGACAGUCCUGAAUUCAAGGGUGGAAAAUUCAGCAUGCCAUCAAUACAUAUAUCUUUUCCUAAAGGAAAAGUUGAAGGAGACGUUGAUGUGGAUGUAGAUGCGAAAACAAAAGGGGGAAAGUUUAAGAUGCCAACAUUUGACGUUUCACUGCCGACAAUGAAAGGACCUGAAGGUGGGAUUGAUGUUGAAGGACCUCAAAUCAAAGGUGGUAAAAUCAGCUCGCCCUCUGUUGACAUAUCUCUCCCAAAGGGCAAUCUUGAGGGUGGUGUUGAUGGAAAAGGUGGGAAAUUCAAAAUGCCCACAAUAGACAUCUCACUACCAAAAAUUAAGAAGCCAGAAGGAGAAAUUAAUGUAGAAGGCCCAGACAUAGAGGGAGGAAAGAUCAGAAUGCCCACAAUUGAUAUUUCGCAUCCCAAAGUCAGUGUCGAGGGAGAUGCCGAUGUGGAUGGAAAAAUGAAAGGUGGCAAACUGAAGAUGCCAACAUUUGAUGUCUCUCUUCCAAAAUUAAAAUCGCAUGAAGGUGAAAUCGAAGGCCCUGAACUAAAAGGUGGGAAGUUUAACAUGCCAUCAAUAGAUGUGUCCCUUCCAACAGGCAGACUUGAAGGUAAUGUAAAAACUACAGAGGGGAAAUUUAAGAUGCCUGCAAUUGACAUUUCACUGCCUAAAAUCAAAUCAACAGGAGACGUUACUGUUGAAGGAGAUGGCUCCUUUGAAAAACCCUCUGCUGAGGCAAAUGCAGGAAACACAAUUAAGCUUCCAAAUGUGAAAAUACCAACAGUUGAUAUCUCUGCGCCCAAAGUUGAUUUGGAUUUUGGCCUUCAAAAAUCAAAAGGCAAUGACAGAGAAGACAUUGAACUUCUGAAAGCUGAAGGAGGUAGGCCUUCCUCUGGGGGCAGUUUCGACAUUCCUGAUGUCACCUUGAGUUUGCCAAAGUUUUCGUUUGGCAAGCUUACUGGCAAGUCUAAAAGUGGAGAGAUACAUUUGGAAGGACGCGGAGACACACCGGAAUUGGAUAUUCAGGGUAGACCUGCUUCACUUGAAAUAGACCAUGACAUUAAUGUCAAAGGAAAAAUGAAAAAGCCUAAAAAGAAAUUGCCCUUUUUUGGGAUGGCAAAGAAAGAGGGGGACAUUAAAAUCACUGGCCCAGGAAUAAAAAAGGAAAGAGAGGGAGGGGAUAUGAAAAUGCCAUCUCUUGAAAUAUCCUUACCGGCAACAAAAACACCAGAACAUGAAGUUCUUCUUCCGAAAACUGAGGUAGAUGUGUCAGAGGCAGACAUUAAGGGCUAUGAGGGUGCACUGAAAAUACCAAAAAUGCCUACAAUUGACAUAUCUGUGCCUAAAGUCGACCUGGAUGGAGGAAAAAUUAGAAUUCCUACUGUGAAAAUGCCAACGGUAACGCUAAAAUCUGGUGAUAUUAAACCACCAGAAUUUGAAUUGGAGGAAAAGGGUGGACACAUCAAAAUGCCUCACGUCAAAAUGCCUGCCGUAGAUGUGUCAUAUCCAGAAGGAAACUCUUUGGACAUUAAAGCCCCAGAGGUACACCUGAAGGGAGAUGGUGCGAAAUUCCCCAUGCCCAGCUUGAAGGACGCUACCAUUGACAUAUCACUUCCAAAACACCUCUUUGAAGGGCGUGAAUUAGACUUACAUGGUGCAGGAGCAAAAUUCAAGGCUCCAACUAUCACCGCGCCAGCACUCGAAGUGUCUCUCCCAAAAGUCAAACCUGGUCAGGUUGAUGUCCAUCUGGAGACUGAAGCAGCAAAGGGGGUCAAAAUCAAGAUGCCCGACAUGAAGAGGCCGAAAGCAGACGUAUCACUUCCGAAGGGUAAAUCUGUCAACAUUACAAUGCCAGAAACAGACCUAGGGGUUGACAUUGGAAAAGUCAAAGCAAAACAUGGUGAACUUAGUGGAAACCUAGAGGCUGAUGUUGACAUGCAUGGAGAACACAAAGGCUUCAAAAUCAAGAUACCAACCAUUGAUGCAGAGGGUCCAAAAGGUGAAAUGGAGCUGAGCCUUGGGCGGCAGAAAGGGGAGGGAAUGAAAUUUGGAUUGCCUGACCUAGAACUUAAUCCUCCGCUGAAUCAAGGCAAGGUAAAAGGUCCAAAGGUCAAGGGCACCAAAUUCAAAAUUGGCAUGCCAAAAAUGAAAAAAGCUGGUUCCGACAUUGAUGUCAAGGCUGACAAGGACGAUGAGGAAAUUAGCGGACGGUUUAAAAUAAAAAAGACCAAAAUGGGGGAGGGCUCUUCGCCAGAAUUUGAGGCUGAUGGUCAAGGCAUCAAACCACCAAUGAUUCCAGAAUUAGAUUUUGACAUUGGGAGCUCUUCAGGUAAUGCAGGUGAUCUUGAAGCAGGAGGCAAAGUCAAAGUUCCAAAGUUUGGCGUUGCAUUGCCUUCCAUUUCUUCGCCUGAGGGUGGCAGCGUCAGUUUAAAACACACAGAUGUAAAAGGCUUUUCUGUGUCAGAUCCAGAGAUUGAUUAUGAAGGGCCAAAAAUGCCAAAGGUGACAAAAGCUGUUUUUGUGAUAGUAGAUUCAGGCAGUCCUGCUGUGUCGGGGGGUAUGUCAGAGCAGCAAGAAGGUGCACACGAAAUAAAAAUGCCAAAGGCUAAAGUGCAAGCGGGUUUUGGAAAGUCUCACUCUAAGGGAAAGGGAGGGGAGGACCAAGGGGAAGAAGAAGUCGGGGGUGACAGGAAGUCAAAUACAGGGAAAUUGAAGAUGCCAAAGGUUGUGCUAUCGCCAGGAAAGUCUGGCUCAUUCGAUGUUUUGUCUGACUCUGGGAAAGAUGAGGUAGCAGGCCUGACCAGUGAAAAAGACAGCUCGAAAUUCGUAAAACUAAAGAUGCCAAAGGUUGAGUUCACGUCACCGUAUACGAAAAACACAUCAGAGACGUCUGAGGAGGGGCAUCUUGAGAUGACCUCAAAGUUGGAGAAAGACUCAGACAAAGAAAGCAAAGGGGCAAAGGUGAAAUCGGGCAAAAUCUCUUUUCCAGGCCUCAAAAAGAAAAACGAGAAAACGGUGGAAGAGAGGGAGGGAGAAUCUGAAGCCACUUUGGUGCACUCCACAGCCAGGACGGACAUGCUAGCUGAGAGAGAGAGCUCAGAGUCUCCUUCUCCACAGAUGGGCUUUGUCUCCGUUCGACAACGGGAACACGAAACAUCCACACAUCUGCACGGCGCUGGACAGGUGCAUGAAAGAGAGGGGCCGACAAGCUGGUACGACCCACCUAAAGCAACCCUGAGCCCUCUAUCUACUGGGCUGCUUCAUGUCACCACAGGUGGCUCCCAGGGGGGCAGCAGAUCCUCACUUCAACACUCAGGCGACGAGGCCUCAGCCGGCUUUCACGUUCAGAUGCCCCGAGUGCAUAUGAGUUCCCUCCAGCACUCCAGCGAUGACGCCUCCGCUGGCCUUCACCUUCAGAUGCCCCGAGUCCACAUGGCCCCGCAAGGCAGACACACGGAGGAGGUCACGGUCACCACAACCAAGGGCUUCUCACAUGACAGGAGGGCCUCCCCCCGGCCGUUUGGCGAUGAAGGCCAAGGCAGACACUUGGAGGAGGUGACAGUCACCACAACCAGGAGGGCCUCCCCGCGGCCGUACAGCGACGAGGCCAUAGGCUUUGGAGGCUACCACGUCCAGCUGCCUCACAUGCAGUUCACCUCACACGGCAGGCUGAGGGAGGAGCUCAUCGUCACGACAACCAAAGAGGAGACCGUCACCGUGGUGACGUCGAAGUCAUCGAAGCAAAUGUUGACGGAGUCUACCACCGAGACAACAACUGAGACUACAGAAGUAACAACUGCAAAAGGCGCUAGUAGUUCGUAGACGUCUAGGUGUUACUGGAGGCGACUGGUGGAAAACAGUCAAUUUUUUUUAUUGACACGUUUUGUAUUAGUACAGUUGUCAUUGUUCAUUUUCUAUUUUUCUUCUUUGUUAUUUGUAUUUUUUUUGUUUCAAUCACAAUAUAAAUACUAUAUAAAUAUACAGCUAUAAAUGUACAACAAUUCUCACAUAUACAGUAUAACGACAAAAACAUUCAUCCAUUCAUUUAGUAAUUUACCCAUCAUAUUUUUUUGUUCCAAGACAGCAGUGCAGAAUGAAACAAACUCAGAUGAGCACAUAACCUCCUUGGCGGAGGUAAUUAACAGACAGAUUGAUGGCAGCAGUCAAACCCUUUGACAAGUAUACAGUACUACGUACUUCUGUAGAUAUAUGGGUGGAUUGCAUAAGCUUCUUAGUAUGAAUCAUUUAACUCUUUUGAUAUUUAAAAAGCUGUGUGCUCUUGUGCCUUACUUUGGUGCCUUACUGACAUGAAUUAUAAGUCUUUUUUUUGCUUUAAAUUAUUAUUUUAACUUAUGUCAACGUCUGAAAUGACAUUAAUUUAAUCAAGGGGAUGAGAUAUUUUUUGUGAAACCGCAUUGUACAGAUCAGACUAUUAAAAGUCAAGAGUACACAUCAAACUUCAAAUGUUCAUAAUAUUUUUCCUAAUGUAAAAAUUUCCUGAUACAUUGUUGUUAGGGGAAAAUCUGUAUAAACAGGCAUUUAUUUAUUGAACUGGAAUAAAUCAUCUCCAAUUUCAAUGGUCCCCAAAAACAAUUGUUCAUUUUUUUGUCUAACCAAUACAAAAAUACACACAUGAUUUGUUUUAUUUCGUGAUCUUGGUUUAACCCCUGAGUUGGGAAUUAGUAUUUCAUGCUAUUGUGAAACACUAUCAGGGGAGUAUUCCAAGAACCUGGCUUGGUAGGAAAGCUGGUAAGGUUAACUUUGAGGGAGUGGUAAACCACCUAAUAGAAGAGCCCUAGAGUCCUCAUUUUUAACUAAAUGACACCUGUAGGCUAUCUAUUAGCAGAUUUACCACUUCCUGUAGGUUAACUUGGCCAGGUUCAGUGCAGAUGUACGAUAAUUAUCGUAUUUGUACCAUAAUUUUGUCCUCUGCGAUCAAAAAGACAUGACGUAGCCCACAAUCAUUUCAUUCGUUUUCAUUCAGAUCAUUUAGAUGCCUUAUAACAACCAUUAGGUUUGUAUACAAUAAUUUCCCCCAAAAAACAUUAAUUUUGAGGUUUUGGUACGAUAGUUUAACAUUUUCCAUCUGGCAACAUUGCUACUUAACCAUGUUUUUGGAAUACCCCCAGGUCAUUCAGAGCCUUAUGUUUGUGUAUAGAAAACUCUCUAUCCGUGUGCUGAGUAGCAUGGCUGUUCUGAGUGGAGAAAAUGCAUCUUGCACUGCAAAUUGUAGUAAAUUAUUUGUUCAUGUGGCAUUUGAGAGAAUGUUAUAAUUUCCAAGAAAAUCAAUAAAAUAUAUUAUGAUAUAUUAA